Messenger RNA from Closterium sp. Naga37s-1, 6264 nucleotides. The record is from the annotation of a GenBank genome assembly. NCBI's taxonomy places the organism in Eukaryota, Viridiplantae, Streptophyta, Zygnematophyceae, Desmidiales, Closteriaceae.
AUGGUGUAUCGCAGCUAUACGCCAGAGGAGAAGGUGCAGGUGACAGCCGCUGAGCAGGCCCGCGACCCCAAGAUUCGCGAUUGCGCACUCUCCCCUGAUGCCACCGAGCGUGCCUUCGCCACCGCACUCCAAUCCGCUCGCCAGCGCAAGCUCUCCGCCCUCUCCUCCGCCUCCGCCUCUGCCUCUGCUUCUCAAGGCAAGCGGAGAGUCCGCUUCUCACGCCAGUCUUUUGGUGGUGAGGGGGACGGUGGGGCGCUGGGGGAGGGGCAUGGGCGUAUGUGGGGGGGAGGGGAGGUGGGUGGAGGGAGUGGGAAGGGGGAGAAGGGAGGAGGGAGUGGGUGGUGGUGGUCGUGGUUGUCGUGGUUUCUCGGUGGUGGUGGGAAGGCGGGAAGCGGAGGGGAUGGUGGUGGUGCUUCUGGUGGUGAUGGGUCUGGUGGCGGCAUCAGCAGUGGCUUUGCAGGUGCAGCUGCUGCUGCUGUUGCUGAGGCUGCUGCUGCUGAUGCUGCUGAUGCUGCUGAUGCUGCUGCUGCAGAGGAGGAGGAAACUGAGGAUGGGGAUGUAGAUGCUGCUGGGGCUACUGCUACUGCUGCUGUUGCUGCUGCUGCAGGAAAGGGGGGCAGUAGCAGCAGUGGCGGCACGAGCAGGGCACUUGAUAGAGUGAAGAAAAAGGGAGAGGGCGAGGGCAGUGGAGGAAGGACCAUGUGGGGAUCACUCAAAGGGUGGGCAGGCGGGCAGAAGGCAAAGGGGAAGAAGAGUGGUGGUGAGGGGUGGGACGCGGUGGCGGAUAAACUGGUGGAGACAUCAAAAGGGAGGGAGCUUAAGAGGAGCUUCCAGGUGUCGAGGGAGAGUAGGAGGGAGGGAGGAGGAGAGGAAGGGGAGGAUGAGGAUUGGGAGGAGGAGGAGGUGGAUGAGGAGGAGGAGGAUGAGGAAGGGUCUCCUUGUGUGGUAAACGGAGAGGAGGGUGAAAGAGGGAUGGACGGGGAGGAGAGUAUGCGGGAGGAGGAUCCCGGGGCUGGUGGGCUAGCUAGGGAGCAGAGGAUGAACGGUGAGGCGUUGAUAGAGGGAUGCGCGCUGCAGGAGAGCUCAGGCGAGGGAGGAGAAGGCAGGAUGAAUGGGGAGAUGAAGACGGGUGAAGUAGAAGGUGAGGCAGAAGGUGAGGCAGGGGCCAGUGAUGAUGCAGGGGCGAGUGGCAGGGACGGGCAGAGGAGGGGUGAGGGGCAGGGAAAGGGUGUGGGUGGCGUGCAGAGGAAGAGGGAGGUGAGGCGGAUGCUGCUGCGGGCGAUGCUGGAGUGCAAGGAGAGUCCCGAGGGCCAUGUUGCACGCUCUCGCACUCGCUCUGCUGAUGCUGCUGAUGCUGCUGGCGCUGGUGAUGCUGGCGUUGGUGCUGGUGCUGGUGGUGGUGCUGCUGGUGGUGCUGGUGGUGGUGGUGUGCCGAGUGGGAAUGGUGGGGAGGGCGGUGGGCUGGGAGGGAGCAGCGGUGCUGGGGAGUGGGAUGCGGUGAUGGACGGUGUGGUGGAGUUGGUCCAAGAGCAGGAGCGGGAGCGAGAGCUCACAAGGACUGCUCUUUUAGGGAGUGCUAGGAGGAGUGAUAUCUCUUCUGCUUCCACUCUAGGGAAUGCGAGUGCUGCUGGGACUUCCAAUGUGGUACUCGUGGGGAGUGCUGUUGGAAAUGGUGUGGGGAAGAAGUCUUAUGGUGGGAUGGCAAGGGCGGUGGAUACGGGUCGAGCCUUCAGCCAGGCUUUAAGCAUCCUUGCGGAUAGGAAGCUGCCUGGAAAGGGGCUGGGAGGGAAGGGUCUUGCGGCUGUGAGGCGAGCUGGAGGAGGGCACACUCGCAGUAAGACGGUUGAGGAUGCGCCCUCUUUUGAAGCAGAUGAAACGGUGGUGGUGGGAGAUGAAACGGCGCAGGAGGGAGAUGAAACGCGUGGGUGUGAGGGUGAUGGGAAGAGGGAGGUGCAUGGUGGGUUUGGCGGCAAAGCAAAGAGCUUUGCUGCACUGGAGGAUGUGCUUGCAGCAGAGAGGGCGAUGGAGGGAGAUGGAGAGGAGGGAGGUGGAGAGGAGGGAGGUGGAGAGGAGGAAGAUGGCGAGGCUGAGUGUGGGAGGGCGUGGGAGAUAAGUGUGCCUGUGACGAAUGGGCCUGUGACGAGUGGGCCUGUGGCGAGUGGGCCUGUAACGAAUGUCCCUGUGACAAGUGGGCCUGUGGCGAGUGUGGACGUAGCAAGCAGUGUUGCCACUUGUGCCAGUGGUGCCAGUGGUGCCAAGGAUGUCACGGUUGUUGAGAGCUCUGGGGUGGGUGGGUGCAGAGAGGAGAGUGGCGGUGCUGACUGUGCAGGGGCAAGGAAGCAGGCAGAGACUGCUGCUGAGGUGGGAGUGGGGGAGGAGUGGCGUGGGGAGGGGGAGAGGAGUGGAGAGGGGAUGGAGGAGCGCAUGAAGGAGGCGGGUGGAGGUGAGGGAAGGGGGGAUGAUGAUGUGAGAGGUGAGAGGCAUGAGAGAGAGGAGAGAGGUGCGAGGCAUGAGAGAGAAGAGAGACGGAUGGAAAUUGAAGAAGAGAGUGGGAGGUGCAAGGGGGAGGACAGAGGAGGGAGCGGAGAGGAUAAUUGCAAGGAGUGGAGGACGAGCAGAAGCCAUGCCGGCGACUCAGCGAGGCUGGCAGAGACAGUGGAGAGCACAGGGGAGGAGAGUAGAGGGGAGGAGAGCAGAGGGGAGGAGAGCAGAGGGGAGAGUAGAGGGGAGGAGAGCAGAGAGGAGGAGAGUAGAGAGGAGAGUAGAGGGGAGGAGAGCAGAGAGGAGGAGAGUAGAGAGGAGGAGAGUAGAGGGGAGGAGAGUAGAGAGGAGGAGAGACGAGAGGAGGAGAGUAGAGGGGAGGAGAGUAGAGGGGAGGAGAGACGAGAGGAGGAGAGCAGAGAACGGUCGAGUAGAGAAACGGAGAGCAGAGAGCAGAAGGGGUGGAAACAGGCGAGCAUCGAAGGAGCCUCUACAGCUGACUCGUUGGCUGCUAGUGCUGCAGUGCCGGGUGCUGCAAGCAGGCAUGUUCCAGUGGGGAGCGAGGAAGGUAGAGAUUUAGCUGCAGGGAUAGAGGGGAUGGGAGUUGGUGGCACAGUGAUGGGUGGAAGAACAACUGACAUGUGGCAUCAAGGAGAUGGAACGGGGGGGCGAGGGACGGACACGCAACAAGGGCGAGAAGAUGAACCGUGUGGGCAAGGAGAUGAAACUCUUGUGGAAGGAGAUGAAACUGCUGAGCAAGGGGAUAGGAGGGAAGCAGAGGUGCUUGUGGCAGGGGGGUCUGCGGACUGUGAUGGGGAGGUGGAGGGGAGGGGCGCAGCAGGCGAGGACACAGAGCACAGCGAGAAUGUGGAUGGGUUAAAUGCUGGGAGAGAGCAGGGCGAUGGGAAAAUGAGUGAAGAGAGAAGAGGAGGAGAGCAGGAGGAAAAGAGAAGAGGAGGAAAUUUGGAUGACGAUAGAAGAGGAGGAGAGGAAGAGAGGAGAAAAGGAGAGCAGGAGAAAGAGAAAAGAGGAGGAGAGCAGGAGGAAGAGAGAAGAGGAGUAGAGCAAAAGGAAGAGAGAAGGGGAGAGCAGGGGGAAGAGAGAAGAGGAGAGCAGGAGGAAGAGAGGAGAGGAGGAGAGCAGGAGGAAGAGGGACGAGGAGACGAGGAGCCCAUUGGUCGGAACAGGCAGGACAAGGAGGGAGCAGCAGCGAAGGAAGCAGCAGCGGAGGCUGGAGGGGAGGAGGGUGUAGGAGAAGGGGUGGGAGGAGAGGAGGGGGAGAAAGAGGAGGGGCGAGGUGAGGAGGGGGGAGGAGAGGAGGCGAGCGUGCCGGCAGUGAGUGGACCACUAUUGAGCCCUGCUGCGCGGGGGUGGGGUGGAGCAUGGCUGGGCGCUGCUGUGCACGUCAGUAGAGUCGCAGGCAAGGCGAUCCGUCGCACCCCCUCUGCUUCCGCUGCUGCCGCUGCUGCUGCUGCUGGGUCUGUGUCUGGAAGGAAGCCCGGAAAGAAGUUGGGGGAUUCUGGGAGGAAAGAGGAGGUAGGCAAUGAGGAGCCGGCAGUUGGGCAGACUCUUGAGACGUCUGGGAAGUCGGCUGGGCAGGCUUUUGAGGUGUCUCAGAAGGCGGUUGGGAAAGCUGGAAAGGAUGAGGGAGAGUGGAAUGACGCUUCCUUCUCCUUCACUGCUCCUUCUUGGUCCUUUUCUUCUGCUGCGCCUGAUUUUCCUCCUUCUCUUGCUGACCCCAGCCUUCGAGCUGCAGCGUCGUCGGUGCCAUCAGCACCAGCGUCAGAAGCAACGGCACCAGCAGCAGCAGCAGGAGCAGCAGCAGCAGCAGCAGCAGCAGCAGGGGCAGCAGUAGCAGGGAGUGCAGAAGCAGCAAGGGCAGCAGCGGCGGGAGAGCGACAGCAGGAGCGGGUGAAGCCACCAACCAUUCCCAUUUCCAUGGCCGUGCGCACAGCAGCAGGCAUAGACCUCGUCUCCUCUGCCCGCACUCCCUCCUCUGGCUCCCCCCGUGUGUCCUUCGCCUCCCUCCCUUCCCCGCGCUUCAUUAGCAAGUUCCUGGGAUCAUCCAGCCUCGCUUCCUUUCAAGUCGACGCCACCAUGACUCGAGCGCUUCUCCUCCUCCUCGCGCUAUCCGCGUUAUUAGCAGCCGCCGCUGGCGCUGCUGCUGCAACUAAGCCCCCCCGCUCAGGCGGGGUCGUUCUGCGCGGCGGCGACGGCAGCGUGACCGGCGGCGCGGCAACAGCUGGCGGGCGCGGCGGCAGCGGCGAUUCGCACGCCGUUUCCCGCGGCGAUUCGCGGCACGGCGGGUUGCCUGGCGGCGGGAGAGACGAGGAGAGGGAGGAGGUCGACGGAGGCCGCGACGGGCAUGGCGGCCGGGGUCAUGACAACACCGAGGGCGACUCGUCUGCUGAUGACGAGCACGAGCGGGAGCAUGAUAGCGAGGAUGAGAGCGACGAUGAUAGCGAGCAUGAGGGCGGUAGCAGCAGCCAUGGCGGCGGGCUGUGCGGGCGGGGCGGGUGCAGCGAGGACUCCGGCGAGGUGGGGUACUGGAAGCUGCCCGACUAUGGCCGCUGCUCCAUCGGCACCGCCAGCACCAGCAGCAGCAGCAGCAGCAGCGGCGGUGGUGGUGCGCCGAGGAAGGCGGAUGAGGCGUGGUGUGCAGGGGCGGCUAUGGAUGUGAAGGAGUGCUGCAGCAGAUGCAGUAACGUCAACGCCACGGUCGAUGGCACCCCUUUCAACUGCCGCCACUGGGUGCACAUCCCAUCUCCCGACUCUCACGACCGCGGCAGCAGUAAGCAGCGAGGCAAGUGCGUCCUCCUGCCGGCCGUGGACGCGCUCACGCCCGAGAAGGCCCGCAAGGGGCGCUGCGGCACCAACACGGGCGGCGACACGGUGCGCGUGGGGCGGCGGUGUGCGUACGGCGAGAACGACCCGCACUUCCUGGGCGCGCACGGCACACGGUUUGACUUCAACGGGCUGCCAAGGCGCUCCUUCUGCCUCUACACCGACCGCCACCUGCACGUCAACAUGGCCAUGCGCGGCUAUCUCGACCCCCGCCCGCUCCCACCCACUGCUGCUGGUAACCGUAGCACGCUGGCUGCAGCCCGUUUUGUCAACGGCUCGGCUGUUCGCACGUGGAUCCGACAGCUGGCGAUCAUGUGGCACGACGGCGAGAGCAGCAACAGCAGCAGCAGCGGCGGCGGCGGUGCUAGUGCCGGCAGCAGCACAAGUGCUCACACUCUCGUGCUCACGGCACGGGAUGGCAAGGAGCAGACUCGCGGCGCACAAGGCUUCCUUGCGUCUGUCACUCUUGACAACAAGCUUCUUCCGCGCCUGACUCUUGGCGAGAGCCACGUUCUUUCCAACGGGCGGCUGAUUUUGUCCUUUGUGGGCCAGGAGAAGACCGGCCCGUUCGACGUGGACGUGUACACUCUCCGCCUGGAAAAUCUCCUGGAGCUCGAGCUGAAGCUGCGCGCGGCGCACCCUCUGUUGCAAACACCUGAGGACGCGCAGGUGCACAUCAACCUGAUGUUUGUGGACUCGAAUCCGAGCAGCGAGGUGCACGGGGUGAUGGGGCAGACGUACCGCAGCGGCAGGGAGCAGCGCACCAUGGAGUAUUCAAGGCUUGCUGCGCUGCUGCACCACCCUGUGUCGGUGGAUGGGGAGGAGGGGAAGGGGUUUCUGGAUGGGCAGGUGGGGGAUUAUGAGACGUCUGCGGUGACUGCCACUGACUGCAGGUUCUCUGCUUUCAAUGGCGGGCAGCUGCCUCUGCUGGCAGAGUAA